This is a messenger RNA of Linum trigynum, 387 nucleotides long. NCBI's taxonomy places the organism in Eukaryota, Viridiplantae, Streptophyta, Magnoliopsida, Malpighiales, Linaceae. The record is from the annotation of a GenBank genome assembly.
AUGCAAAUAGAAGCUUAUCAUCAAGGGCAAGCACAAAUAAAUGGGAGCCUUACUCGAUUGGCAGUUUCGUGGGGAAUUAGUAGGCCAACCAUAGUAAUCCAAAAAGAAGCUCAGUUGCAGGUCGGGAAUUCGCAUCCAGAGCAAGAUGAAUCGUUUGAAUCUACCAUUGAGGCACAAGAGACAAGUCCAGAAGUCUUUGACAUCGAGAUUCAAGCAGAUCAACUACAAGAUAUUCAGAGCCAGACGAUAAUACAAGAUCAAGACAAGGAGGAGUAUAUUGAAAUCUCGCCUAUGGAAGGUCCACUUUUCGAUACUUGUUGUGAAGAGUAUGAGGAUUUUGAUGACGAGGAGGCGAUAGAAGAUGUUCUUGUUGAAAAGUCAGCUUAG